Exophiala spinifera is the source of this 966-nucleotide messenger RNA. RefSeq lists its product as uncharacterized. Bases 1 to 966 code for a protein of 321 amino acids. Gene Ontology annotation, biological process: cytochrome c-heme linkage. Gene Ontology annotation, cellular component: mitochondrion. The transcript has a single exon. Gene Ontology annotation, molecular function: holocytochrome-c synthase activity. Lineage: Eukaryota; Fungi; Ascomycota; Eurotiomycetes; Chaetothyriales; Herpotrichiellaceae. The record is from RefSeq and is a predicted model, not a curated record.
AUGGGUUGGUGGAAAGCAGAUCCAGUCCCCGAACCACCUCAACAGCAGACCACUCCGUCGACAUCGUCCAUACCUCAACCACCACCACCAGCACCGCCGUCGAACUCAGGCGCCUCGGCCUCAGCAUGCCCAGUCGAUCCACAGACACGGUCAAUAUGGCUUCAACAAGCCCAAGCACAAAAGAAUAAGAACACACAAUCUCAGUCUCAACUACCUCCCUCUCACCCUCCUCUUCCGCCUCACCAUCCCCAAGUCGAAGCAUCAUCCCAACCGCCACUACUUCCCACGGCCUACGCUUCGUCUAAAGAAUGUUCAUCCGAUCGCAUCUCACAGGAUCCCUCCCCUCCGCUCACGUCCGCCUACAAGACAAGCCGCCCGCUGUCCCAAGACCGCGCCAUAUCGUCCAUACCGCGCUCUCAGACCCCGACGGCCUCUUCAUCGUCGUCCUCAGCCGCCCCCGCCAAUGCCGAAACCGAAACCGGGCACCACUCGUCAGGCAACUGGAUCUACCCGUCCGAGUCUCAGUUCUUCAACGCUGUCAUGCGCAAGGAGACGCUGACGUCGUCGAACCCCGAAGACCUCCUCUCGAGCAUCUCGCACAUCAUCCCGAUCCACAACGCCGUGAACGAGCGGGCCUGGUCGCUCAUCAAGACGUGGGAAGCCGACUCGUCCAGCGCCUGCGGCGGUCCGAAACUGCAGUCGUUCCGCGGCCUGGGUGCCGGCGCCCUGUCCCCCCGGGCACGCAUGAAGUCGCUGAUGGGCUACACCCAGCCCUUCGACCGCCACGACUGGGUCGUCGAGCGCUGCGACGGGGGAACGGUCGAGUACAUCAUCGACUUCUACCAGGGCAAGCCAGACCCCAACGGGAAACCGAACAGUCUAAACUUCUACCUCGACGUGCGGCCCAAGCUCAACACCCUCGAGGGAUGCAAGAUGAGAGCGGAACGCUUCAUGGGUUGGCGAUAA